Molecule: messenger RNA, 1074 nt
Organism: Bombus terrestris (buff-tailed bumblebee)
Lineage: Eukaryota; Metazoa; Arthropoda; Insecta; Hymenoptera; Apidae
Exons: 1
Coding region: 1-1074 (357 amino acids)
Source: RefSeq, a predicted model, not a curated record
AUGCUAACCGACAAACGGCAACCUAUCCGUUGCCGUGCGUUGCUCGAUACUGGAUCCAGCAUGAACUUCAUUAUUAGAAGACUAGCCAAUUCCCUUAGAAUAAGGCAAAAGAAGUGUUCGGUCCCAAUUGGAGUUCUCGAUACCUUAACGACGACGGCAAGGCGAUACAUAACGGCUACGAUCACGUCCACCGACGGCACCUAUGAACGUACAAUAACGUUCCUCAUCAUCCCGGCUAUCUCGACCCUGAUCCCAAGUCAACACAUAGAUCGCUCGACAUUGGAGAUACCAAAGAAUAUCAAGCUGGCCGAUCCACGAUUUCAUGUGCCAGGUCCGAUCGAUGUCUUACUGAGCUCAGGUACGAUACUUGCGUCGAUGUGCGUCGGACAGAUUAAUCUGACGCAACCAGACGAGCUGGAGCUGCGUUUACAAAAAACCCGAUUCGGCUGGGUAAUCGGGGGGAGUCCAACUUACCAAAUCGCGACAAAUGCAUUCCACGUCUCCACAACGGCUCUGCAAGCUGACCUCACGUGGUUUUGGGAAAUUGACGAAGGACCCCCGAUUCAACACCUCUCAGAGGCAGAGCGACGAUGCGAAGAACACUUCCGAGAUCACGUCCGAGUCACCAGCGAAGGACGAUACAUCGUCGCCCUCCCCUUUAACAACCAGGUCUCAUCCCUUGCAUCAUCCAAGGCACUAGCGAUGAAACGACUCGCGUCACUCCACCGCCGAUUCCAACGCGAUAACUCAUACGAAAUCGCGUAUAGUAAUGUGAUCCAAGAAUAUGUAGACCUGGGUCACAUGACGAAGAUCGACACUGAUCACCCCGCUAACCAGGAGUAUUAUCUGCCACAUCACGGCGUGAUCAAGGAAUCAAGCGACACCACUAAGCUCCGGGUUGUGUUCGAUGGAUCAGCGUCAAACAACACUGGAGUAUCACUAAACGAUACUUUGCUCACCGGACCAAAGUUGCAGGAGGAUCUAUUCGACAUUCUACUGGCAGACGAUUGGCAGACGACGAGGGACACCAAUUCCCACGAGCGUCAUUGGUAUUACAGCGCGAUUUCUACGUAG